GUGCAUCUCAGCAUCAUCGAUGUUCGUCUGUCUCAUCUUCCCGCACUUCCUGCUUCGUUCGUUUGUAGUAUUACGGGAAAGUGAAGGGGUUUUUUUUCGUCCGUUUAUAUUCCACGAAAUGCCUGUUGAAAUCGUACCACUAACGAGUAGGCCAGUACAGUAAAGCUCUUUUUGCUGCAUUUACGUAGUGUUAGUGGCUAACUUUAAAAUAUAUCAUCACGAUAGAACUUUAAAUAUACGAUAUUUCUCAUUUCACCGACCUUUGGAGAAAAUGAAAAAUAAAAUGAGCAAAAAAUGUUCGCACAAAAAAAUUGAACAAAUCGGUACUCAUACGAUCACACCGAUCGAAGAAGGCGGUGUAAGCUAGCACAUAGAACUGAAGCAAACGCAUACUUAUACCGAUUAGGUAGAAAUAUAGGCAUUGAAGCGGGUUUUUUUUUCGAAACGACCAGUAGAGCUCCUUUUGUUCGUUUUGGUUUUGUGUAGUAGUGAUCGUUGGAAAAUGGUAAAGUUCCGUUAUCCCCAUCGUCACCGCGGCAACUGGUUGGACGUUUGCUGUCAGUCGAUCUAUCCGUCUCAUUGUCGCUGCACGUCUAAUUGUCUUUUAGUCAAGCACAGACACACAUCACUAGCCGGAAGUUCCUGCAUCGCGAAUGCAUUACCGUUUCGUGUUCAGCUUCCCUAUUCUCGGUGCGUGCCAAAAAGUUGUCGUUAAUCCGCUAAAUUCAGCGUGGCUCCUUUCGACUACGAUACGCCAGAAUAUGGUGCACCCGCUGCUGGAGGAAAGUGCUACGUGAUAUUAACGAAAAAUAGGAGGCUUUCACCACCAAGCAAAGAUUGAAAAUAAGUUAGAAAAGCCUGCGAAGCAAAGCAAAGCAAAAAAAGAAACAAAACUAAAUAAGUGUGAAAAAAGGACACCAUCGACAAAAAGCAAUAUCGCGAAUGUUUAGUGCGUUUGUUGUGAGCCGUUGUGGAUCCUUGCGGAUCCGGUUGCGGAUAGGACGAUAAAAGAGACGGACACGAACUAUGAAUACUUAAUUCCUUGUGCCCUGGCGGUACCACCACGAGCUUUGUGCCGAAUGUGUAACGGACAGUAAUAGCAGUGUGUUCAGUAGUAGCCUGUUUUAAAAGUAGUGUGAUUAUUAUUUUUUUCUUUCUCUCCUUUCGGCAGCCAAACGAAACGGGCGUUUACACACUAUUUCUUGUGAGUUUGUCGUUUUUUCACAUAAGUGUUUGUGUUUUUUUUUGUGCUCGAAAAAAAGUGCGUACAUUUUUGAACCAGUUGUGUGUGAUUUCGUUUUGCGACCAAGAAACAAACAUUGGUAAAAAUUCUGAUACGAAAGAUCGGUUUCUUUAGGCACUGUACGCGACACAUGAGACCAUCUGUCGUCGGUAUCAUAUUUGCCUCAACUGCGCAUUUCCGUAUGUUUAACGUGUGCUGGUAAACGUGUAUUUAUUUAUUUAUUUAUUUUGUUUUGAAUCGUGCAAGUGCGCAACGGUUAUAAUCUUAAACACACUCAAGCACAAAAUACCGGCAAUCACAAAUUGCUCCCGCAAACCAAGAAAAAGAGUCCACGAUAGAAGAUUCCCUUGGUUUUGUCAUCAUCAUCUGAUUUCCGGCUCCUGCUGGCUGUCAUAACAGUGGCAGUUUUUGUGGAGCAGGGGGAGUAUUUCACAACCAAAAACAUUUCCAAUUUUGCUGUGCUAAGGGCGAAACCCGGAAAGAGAAUACCGUGAAACACACCGGGUUGUGCUUUCGUGUACUAGUGGCGUGCGGAGACAGGAACGCGACGCUUUUUGCAACGACCACAGAGAGACGUUUUGUUCUUUUCAACCGCAUUGAUCGUGCGCGCGUGUGUUGGUAGUUGGUAGCGUCAUGACUUACACCACUACCAUUACGGCUACCGUACGCUACUAAAAUCGACUACAUCCAACGGGUUCUCUUCGUCGCCGUCGCCGUCGCCGGUGUUUGCUGUCUCUGUACACAGAAUCAAAAAAGAAAACGCAAUUUUCAUCAACCCCCGUAAGCGUUGGUUGAACCUCGUUUUCACUCUCGUGUGUGAGCAGAAAGUUUAUAUCAAACACAACACCAUACAGCGAGAAGGACAACGCAGCCUCAUCGAAGGGGGUGGGGGACCAAAAAAGCACGCGACAACAGAAAAAAAGGGAACGAUUCCGAAUUCUCUCCCGAGAGUGCAACAAACCGACGAAAGGAGGAUGCCUUCCCUGCAACAGACCACCUUCAAGGACUUUCCCAGCCCGGACAUUGCCAGAUCGCUGACGGGGCCAGAUAUCCUGCAAAAGCAUUCCAUCAACUCGUUGCUGCUGGAGCACAAUGAGAUCAUCUCCCGGGGAUUGCCGUCACCGAUCGAAGAUAACAUAUCUUUGGCAGAUCUUCUGGGAGGUUCGCAGGCAUCCUCACCAACGUCGGCAUCCGCUUCGCUGGCAACGAACACCUCCAGCUUGACCGGUAAAGGUGGUACAAGUCAUCAUCAAAACAGCAUCACCCUAGCGCACUCCCAUCACCAGUCACUUCAUGCCGGUCAGCAACAUCAACAGCAGCAGCACCAGCAAAACCACCAACAGCAUCAUGUGACGCUCGGGUCAUUCGCGUCGCUUGGAUCGUCCCUGGGGUGCAACACGAUGGUGGGAGCGACCGUGUGUGACGACAGUGCCAGCAGCAUCCUUAGCUCAGCCGGUGCUAACAGUACGACGAGUGGAUCCGUUUCGUCGAAUCCGUUUAACUUUGCCAGUUUGCGAAUUCCGAGCCCGUCGCUUAAUUCGCCCGAUUUGCUGAUGAAUGGUGGUUUGAUAGGUGGUGGUAUUGCCGGUAGUAGCAGCAGCAGCAGCAGCAGUAGCAGCAGUGGAAUCAGUUGCGGCGAGGUAGGAAGUGCCGGUAGCGGCCAAUCGCCUACCUCCACACAUUCGUUUUAUUCGAGCUUGCUACCGCAGAUUCAACAGCAGCUACCGGGAAGCAGCAGCUCAGGAACGACAACCGAUGCCUUAAAUUCAGCUUCCACCAAUGGCAGUGCUGGUGGGGUAUACGAUGGAUUUCGGUUUGAUUUGAUGCUUGGUUGCGGAAGUGAUGGAAUCGCGGCACAGAAUGGUUUAGCCACUGAAACGUUGAAACAAAGGCGACGGAACAUUAGUUUAGACUGUUCCUCACCGACCAACGGCACAUCGUCAUCCGGCGAGGGAACGUCUCCCUCACUAACGCUGCUCUGUUCCAAUAAUGGACGGAAUUACCGGAACGGUAACUUUUCGCAGUCUCAACAAAACACCAUAUCCCAUCAUCACCAGCAGCAACAGUUAACGGGCGUACAGCAGCAGUACGACAUUCUAUCCGGUGGCAAUGGUGGUACGAGCGGUAGCAAUGGAGCAGCUACCACCACCGCAGCCAGUAAUGCUAGCGUGGCAAUGGGCGAUUUCGAUUCUAUCGGUGCCGGUAACAAUUCGUUGUCGCUGUUUGAAACCGGAAAUGUGGCAAUGUCCCGUUCGCACACACCGCCCGAUCAUACGGACACCAGCAACCUGCUGACGACCCUUGAAACCACAAGCAUACUGGAUAUGCUGAACAUUUUUACUCUAGGUCAGAGUACGAACUCAUUGACAGGGCAUCACGGUCAGACGCAGCACCAACAGCAACAACAGCCCCAAAAUCCAUAUGCGCCUUACACUUCGACUUCAAUCUCGUCAUACCAACAGCAGCAGACGCAACAACAGCAUCAACAAACUGCUGCUGCAUCGGGAACGUUCACGGGAGCUAACAGUAGCAGCAACAAUGGCAGUUUAGCUAGCCUAUCAGGUUUGGGUCUCGGGAGCAGCAGCUCCAUAUUCAAUGGCGAUUAUGAACGUUUGCAGAACAUGCAAACCUAUAACACCUUACGCUUGCUGCAACAAUCUCAGCAAAAGUCACAGCUACAGCAGCUUCAGUUCAACCAGUCACUGCUAUCCGCAACAACCGGAAACAGUGGUAAUAUGUUCGGUAGUUGCAACAGCAGCACUUCAACGAUUAACAUCGGCGGUUCUAACGGCAACAACAACAGUAACACCAACAGUGGCUUACAGGGGAAAAUUUGGUCUUCAUCGCCACAUCAGCAACAUCGCCAGGGUUCGUCUACUCCUUCGCUGAGUGGAGGUGGUGGAUCUGGCGGUGGUAAUGGAUACAACGAUGUUAAUCUCGAUCGCAUUGCAAAGAUUUAUCGAUCCUCGGCAGCCCAUUACGAUGCUACCUGCACCUGGAGUGGCGUUUUACCACCACGCUCCAAUCGUUUGGUGACAUACUCGUCAAAAAUAUUUCUCGGUGGCAUGCCGUGGGAUAUCAGCGAACAAUCGUUGGUUCAAAUAUUCAAACCAUUCGGUUCAAUAAAGGUCGAAUGGCCGGGCAAGGAACAACAGGCGACUCAACCGAAAGGCUACGUAUACAUAAUUUUCGAAUCGGACAAACAGGUCAAGGCUUUGUUGCAGGCAUGUACUUAUACUUCCUCUACCCCGAAUGGUAGUAUCCACGGUAAUAAUCAUGGUGGAAUAAGCGCAGUAUCUACAGGUGGAAAGAUCAACUUCAAGAUAUCGUCAAAGCGUAUCAAAUCGAAGGACGUCGAAGUGAUUCCGUGGAACAUAGCAGACUCAAACUACGUCAAGUCCUCCUCGCAGAAAUUGGACCCUACGAAAACGGUCUUUGUAGGGGCACUGCACGGCCAAUUGACUGCCGAAGGUUUGGCCAUGAUCAUGAACGAUCUGUUCGACGGUGUCGUGUAUGUUGGCAUCGAUACGGACAAGUACAAGUAUCCGCUCGGUUCGGCUCGCGUAACGUUCAACAAUUCACGAUCGUACAUGAAGGCUGUUUCGGCUGCAUUUAUCGAAAUUCGUACCUCGAAAUUCACCAAGAAACUGCAGGUGGAUCCCUAUCUGGAGGAUUCCCUUUGUUCAAUGUGCACUGUACAACACGGACCAUACUUCUGCCGCGAAAGUAUGUGCUUCAGAUAUUUUUGUCGUUCCUGCUGGCAAAUUCAACACAGCCGUGGGGUGUAUUUGCAAAAUCACAAACCCCUCACGAGGAAUUCCAAGUUCACUGCAAUCAUUGGCGUUGGUCCUCAGCAGCAGCCACCGCAUGGUGCAACCGGUGGUGACAGUAACAACCAUCAUCUGCAGCAACAGUCGUAUGAUCACGGUCCAUACUACAACGGACAUCAACAACAUCAUCACCAUCACCAUAAUGGGUUCCGUUGUCAUACGCACAAUCAAUACCACCACAAUCAUAACCACAACAACAACAGCCAUCAUCAUCAACAACAAUCGGGCAAUCGUUUAGGUUUGCUGCAGCAGCAACAGCAGUACCGUGUUCUCGCCAAGUCUCCAUCACCGUCGACAUGCAGCGGCGCUGAGAGUUCUAGUAUUGCCAGCAAUGGUAAUACUAGCUACCAUAGUAGCAACAGCUCUAGCCCCGUUGGUGGUGGAAACAACACGCGUAGCAAUAACACCAGCAGCUGCAGUAACAACAGUCUUAAUGGCAAUAAUAGCGGCGUCACCAGUAGCAAUAGUAGCAAUGCGGGCAACAACAGUGGCAAUGGUGGUGAACACGCGUCCUCUUGUGUCGGAUCGUUGAACUUGCAACAACUUAAUUUUGUCACUGGGGGUGGUGCUGGUAAUGGUAACGGGGGUGGUAGUGGUUUACUCAUUUAAUUUUUUUCAUUGUUUUGUGGCAACUCCAUUACUCAUUUUGGCAAGACUGGUGGCAGUUCUAAUUAUUUAUAUUACUUUUUUUUCUUCUUUUUGAUUGAUUGUUUCUACUAAUGGUAUUGUUUUUUUUCAUCAAUUAUCAAAUAGUUUAUGGAUGUUUAAUGUUUCUCACUUUCGCCAAUAUUUAUUUCAAUAUGGCGUAAUGUUGUUUUUUUUUCGUUUUUCAUUAAUACUAACUUAAAUCAUUCUUUGGUUAGUUUUUUUAGUGCUAUUGUGUGUUUUUCGGUUUUCUUUGUACAAAUCUUGCUUUGCUAUUCUUUGUUUCGAUUUCGAUUACGGCAUACAUUGUUUUUAGUUCAAAAAUUCAACCGAUUCUUACCAGAGUUGCCAAACAAAACACCACAGGGACGUUGGAGACGAAUUUCCUAGAUUGAAAUUUACAGUUUACCAUUCGUCGUAGAAAUUUGUUCUAUUUUGUUGGCACUGGGGCAAAGCAAUGAGCGAAACAUGCAGAGAGAGAGAGAAGAGAGAUCGCCUCUUCACACGGGUGCGAAUGUUUGUUGCUACAAUUUUGAUAAUUUGUAAAGAGGUGGAGGAUUGCUUCGGUAACGUUCAAAUCGUUAAUUUUACCCAAUAGUAUUUUAGUUCUUCAUUUACUUUUUUGCUUUUUGAAACUAUUGCCGUGUUUAAGUUAGCGCACAAAACUGGGGAAUGCAUACUCCGUGAAGCAGAUUUUACUCUACCUAGUUACACACUACUAGCGGAAUAGAAUUGAUGCAGAAGCUACAUAUGGAUCUAUCAUUCCUUAACAACAACAAAAUGUGUGUAAACUGCGAGUUUGCACACUUUUGGCGGCCAUGGCAAAGCGAUUCUCCAUUUUUAAGCGAUCUGAAAAAAGCAGGUUCCUUUACUCCUUUUUUUUGGUGAUUUUAUAAUGUUCAACGCCGAACGGAUACUUCUCCAUUUCACGAAAUUUAUACAAGAACAAGCAAGCAAGAUUUGUUUCAGAAACCUUUGUACUAUAUUUCGCCUUGGAUUGUUAAAUGUUAUUAAUGUAUUAUUAAGCUGCACCGCCACCCCGUUAUCAUUAGUUUGUCAUUAUCACGCACCUCCUAGCACAUCUAUAGCGAUAAUGCAUUAUUACAAAGCAAAUCGCACAAGAUCAAUUUCAUUCGUGUGUUUUAUGCUCACUUUUUAAAACGCACGUAGUACAGUUUUGCGUUAUUUUGAAACAUCAUUUCUAUAUCGAAUCAAAACCGAAGCUUAUUUCCCCCAGUGCACAUUCUGUCGCAACAAUACCGCAAAGAGGGAUGGAAACUUAAAUGUUUUAUUAUAAUAUGUAUGCAUAUGUAACAAAUCCACACUUUGUGGAUUGCAUUAUUUUUUUUUGGCGCCCAACAAACAUCCAUUAUUGGUAGUAGCUCCCCAUCGGUGUUAGACAUACAUUAAAUUAUUUUUUAGAAGCACUUUUCUUUCGCGACAUGUUGCGAAUUUUAAGUACAGGGAGAAUAUAGAAGAAAGCUUAGAGACACAUUCCUCGGUGGAAAGUUAGCGUAAGGCCAAAUAUGUAUUUAUAUAUAUUUAUGAUGAAUUGCUGUUACUUAUGUUGAAGAAAAAGGAUUACCAGGAUUGGUCACGCACUACACAACGUAUCCAGAGAGCUGACCGACAUGAAGGACGAGGAAUUCUUAACGCAUUUGUUUAUAUUGAAUUUCGAAAUUGUUACCUAUUUAUGCCGUUAUUUAUUUGGCGCGAUCGUUCUUAUUUGUUUAUUUAUUCAUAUUUAUAUCAGGGCAAAGAUGUCAUCAGUUCCUGCGUUAUAACUUUACACUAUUCGGUGUUGUUUAAUUUCGAUACAAUGAUGAACUGUAAAAAAAACUAUUGUUAUGUAUAUCUUUUGUCGUUACAUAUAAAACAAAACAUAUACGCGAAGUAUUCAUUUGAA
Messenger RNA from Anopheles funestus (African malaria mosquito), 7624 nucleotides. RefSeq names its product serine-rich adhesin for platelets (gene orb). The record is from RefSeq and is a predicted model, not a curated record. Gene Ontology annotation, biological process: negative regulation of cytoplasmic translation. Bases 2218 to 5682 code for a protein of 1154 amino acids. The transcript has 9 exons. Gene Ontology annotation, cellular component: neuron projection; cytoplasm; synapse. Gene Ontology annotation, molecular function: mRNA 3'-UTR binding; mRNA regulatory element binding translation repressor activity; ribosome binding. NCBI's taxonomy places the organism in Eukaryota, Metazoa, Arthropoda, Insecta, Diptera, Culicidae.